Messenger RNA from Clonostachys solani, 1389 nucleotides. Lineage: Eukaryota; Fungi; Ascomycota; Sordariomycetes; Hypocreales; Bionectriaceae. The record is from the annotation of a GenBank genome assembly.
AUGCGUUUCUCGGGCGCCCUCAUCUUGGGGCUUGCCAUCAGAGGCAGUCUCCAGCAAACCCCGACAUCAGCAGCAGUUGCGCCGACCAGUGCGGCAGUGGCACCAACAUCUGCAGCAGUAGCACCGACAUCUGCUGUGGUGGCCCCCUCGAGUGCUCCUCAAGCUUCGAGUGCUGCCCAACCUUCAAGGCAAUCCAGUGCCCAGGCCCCGGCAUCCUCUGCCGCUGCACCCAGCGUGGCCCCUUCGGCGAGCGGCCAAUCUUCUGCGGCCGGAGCUUCGUCCCAGGCCCAGGCAUCUUCAUCCGCGGCGGCACCCACGUCGGCGGGAGGACAAACAUCACGAGCGGCCACCUCUGGCGCCCAGGCCACAUCUGCGGUAAUUGCACCAUCCUCACAAGCACCUGCCACCUCACAAGCACCUCCGUCCUCACAAGCACCUCCAUCCUCACAAGCACCUCCGUCCUCGCAAGCACCUCCGUCUUCACAAGCACCUGCAUCCUCGCAGCUACCUCCAUCCUCACACCCACCUCCCACCUCCGUCCCGAGAGCAACGUCGACUAACUCCCAGGAGGCCACCCAAGGUUCUUCCGCUUCUAGAGGCUCCGGCACCACACUGGCCACGGCCACUUCUGGAGGAUCCCAGACCGUUGGAGGAAGCGCAACUAGCCGCUCUGGAUCUGCCGCCACGACGACGACCACCUCGUCCGCCACUGCGUCGGUAUCCUCUGCCAAGCUGGACUCGGCGACCGUGGGACAGAAUGCCGCGGUGACGCAGGUCUCAGGAAAGCCUGCAGUUGCCAUGAACGCACCAGCCAACGGCAAGUCAUCCUUCACCGUCGAGGCCAAGGAACCCGACGACGUCAAGCCCGGCGAGAGCAUCAGGGUCCUCGCCACCAUCAUAGUCGGCGCCCCAAACAGCGGCAAGCGAUCCUUCCUCGACCGCCGGCAGUCCGGCGGCGUGUGCCAGCUGCAGAUGCAGAUCGACGGCACCUCCGUGUACGACGCCCAGGUGUCGGCCGCCGGGGCCGGGGGCGCCACGAUGGACAUCGCCACCAACGGCGCGCAGGCGGCCACGGACAUGCCCAAGAUCAACGUCACGCAGAUCUGCGGGUCGAUGCCCGUCGAGGUCACCGUCACCAACAUGUUCGUGACCAGUGUCAACGGCGGCGUGAUGAACCCGGACGUCAACCCCAGCUCGACGGGCUCAGGAGGUAACAACGGCGGCAGCAGUACCUCGGGAACCAAAACUGGCUCGUCCACUACCAGCACUCAAAGUGCGACUGGGGGAGGUAGCAACAACAACGGUGCUGGCUAUUCUGCUCUUGACGCUGCUCGGUCCUCCGUCUGGGCUCUCUGCCUGGUGGUUCCCGCCGUCGUUUUCGCCAUCUGA